Messenger RNA from Xylona heveae TC161, 1515 nucleotides. RefSeq lists its product as hypothetical. The coding region runs from base 1 to 1515 and encodes 504 amino acids. The record is from RefSeq and is a predicted model, not a curated record. The transcript is spliced from 2 exons. Lineage: Eukaryota; Fungi; Ascomycota; Xylonomycetes; Xylonales; Xylonaceae.
AUGCCAGUUGAACGGCGUCUUUUGCGUGAAUCAAUCACACUCUCUCAAGCCCUCGAUAGAGAGGUGAACGUUCUACAUCAGCUUGGAUACUGGCCACAACGAAAUGAACUUUUAUACUUUCUCCAUGCCCGCCGCAAACUCAUCGAGUCCCGCGUCGCACAUCACCUAAAGGUACCCGUCAAAAAAUGCCAAACUGAAGACGUUGGCGAGUGGAUGAAUGGAAGCUUCAACAUCUGUGUACCUGUGCGUGUCGAAGGUCUCGGUCGCGUCAUUAUUCGCUUUCCUCUUCCUUAUCGUGUUGGUGAAAGUUUCUGUCCUGGAAAUGGCGACGAGAAAGUCAGAUGCGAAGCUGGCACAUACGCAUGGAUGCAAGAGUUUUGCCCCUCAAUACCGAUUCCACGCUUUUAUGGGUUUGCCGUGAGGUCUGGUCAGAGUUUUACUGCCCUCGACCGGUUGCCACUAGUUCGUCGCCUGCUUCACCGCAUCCACUGCUGGUACUCUUCUCUAUUUGGAAACCCGCUUCCCUCCCGUCUUGUCCCAGAUGACAGCGAUGCUUCAAACGAGCUCGGACCGUAUCUCAUUAUCGAAUAUAUCGAAGAGGGGAGGAUGCUGUCCGACACUUGGGCGAACCAGAGAAAUGAUAAAACCUUACGGAAAAAUCUCUUUCGAGAUUUAUCCAAAGUCAUGCUCACUAUGAGUCGAAUCGCACUGCCUAAAAUUGGCUCCUUUAUUAUCGAUGACAAUGGUUACUUGCGCCUCGCAAACAGACCUCUGACGCUCAUGUUGCAAGACCUGGAGAAUGAAAAUAUCCCCGUUGAUAUGCCGAGGAGUCAGACUAUCGCAAGUGUGGAUUCAUAUGUCAACAGUCUUCUCAUGUGUCAUGAUAGCAGACUACGUUCUCAGCCCAACGCCGUGAAGAGUUACGGUGACUGUGCUAGGCAGUUGACCGCUCUGGCUCUAAUGAGGACUGUGCGUCCGCAAUUUCUUGACCACCAGUUCAACCACGGGCCCUUUGUCUUCACCUUAACUGAUUUGCACGCGAGUAAUAUUUUGGUCGACAAAGAUUGGCAUAUCAAACGCUUUAUCGAUUUAGAAUGGGCCAGCUCUCUCCCUAUUGAAUUUAUGCGUACGCCACUCUGGCUUACUAGUCAAGGGAUUGACCAGACAAAUACAGAAGAGUACGACGAACAGCGGCAAGAAUUCAUGGAGAUAUUCAAAGAAGAAGAGAAGAAUUCCCCACCAGAAUACGACUUUUCUCCAGCAUCUAUCAUGGAACGUUGUUGGAAGUCGGGGGCCUUCUGGUACAGAGCAGCUUUGAUGAGCCCAACGGGGCUCUACAACGUAUUCCUUAACCACAUCCAGCCAUUAUUUUCUGACAAACAUGCUGAUGACGUAAAUUUCUAUCUCAUCGUUUCUCAGUACUGGGCGCGUGGAACUGCAGAUUUCAUCCAAUCCAGAGUCGAUGACAAAGAAGCAUACGAUAGCCGACUUCGAGAAAUGUUCAAAGAGCCCUGA